This is a messenger RNA of Peronospora belbahrii, 516 nucleotides long. NCBI's taxonomy places the organism in Eukaryota, Oomycota, Peronosporomycetes, Peronosporales, Peronosporaceae. The record is from the annotation of a GenBank genome assembly.
AUGAGUACACCUGUUGGUGUAACGGUGCUAAUGUACGUGGCACAAGAAGUAAAGCAGAGCAAAGAGCGACAAUUUACAGAUGUACAUGGAGAAAUGCUAGCGUCUCUUCCAUUUGAUGACCUUCAUUUGAUACAAGUAGCUAGUGAAUUAGUCGCAAGAGGUUUAGUAAUCAAAGUCAUUGCGAUUCCGUCCCAUCGCAGCUUUUAUCGUGUCGAGUCACUGGAGAAAUACAAGCGAAGAGAUCAAGAGACUACGACUACUAGUACGUCUAUUGAUAGUAUUACGCAGCCCUUUGAUGACUCAAUGGUGAGCGGUAGUGGUGCCAAUUACUACAAUUGCUUUAGUCAUUAUUGUACUUGUGCUGUUUUCCACAAGACGACAGUGAUGACACACCCGACGGCAAUGUGCAAGCACAUGGUGGCGCGGCUCCUGGCAGAUGCAACUGGUCAGUUCCAGACCAUGCAGAUUGAAGAUGCUCAGUAUGCUCAGAUGCUGUGUCCUCCUUCUGCAAUGUAG